AUGCAACCAUCAUUGUCACUAUGCUCACCCCAGACUUUGUCGUCGUCAACUUCAGUGCUGGACACCAAUACUAGUAGCGACGGCAGCAUCACUCUCAACGUCAAAACUAUGCGCAGAAAUACCAUUCAUUCCAAUAUUACACCACCCAUCGCCACGCAACCUAUUCCGAAAAAGUCACAACAAAUUAGAACUGACAAACCAAGACCGCACAUGUGCAGUGUUUGUACGCGUGCUUUUGCCAGGUUGGAACAUUUAAAACGUCACGAAAGAGCCCAUACAAAUGAAAAACCUUACCAGUGUGCUGCUUGCGGUAGAUGUUUUGCUCGUCGUGAUUUGGUAUUGCGUCAUCAACAAAAACUUCAUACCAAUUUACCCACUUUGAUGCGUAAAGGUUCCUCUAAAGACCAAGAUAUCAACGAACAUAUAAAUGUAUUGCAAAACAACACAGAUCCAAAUGCCCCUUUACCAAAUGGUGCUACACCUUUAUCAGAGGCUGUUGAUGGAAGUGAUGCCGAUACAAACAACAGUAGACCACAAUUUCGCACCGGGCUCUUUGACAUUAGCAAUCAAACCCAAGCAGAUGGAAGCCUGCCGCAUCAUCUACUGAUGGGACCAUCGCCUAUCACUUCAAGCAAUUCACCUAGACCUAGUAUUACUCUACAUAGCAGCAAUGCAAGAAGAGGAAGUGUCUCGUUUAACCAGCAAGCAAAAGCAACGCCAAUGUCGCGUCAAAAUUCAACAACCUCAAAUAGAAGGAAAUCAAGUCAAGUUAAGCAAGAACCAUCUCCAGAAUCUGAUACACCCAAGAGAAAAAAGAUGACGACUUUUAAACCUACUUCGGAAUUCACCGACAAAUCAUCCCAUUUCUUACACAACUAUAGACACGCGUCGUAUUCAGCUGCGUCGGGAAUUUCGUAUGCGAACAUUAAGGAGGCAAAGCAAAUCCAAGAGCACAAUGCGCUUGAGUUUGGAAAUGCAGUACCGACACAAGUUGAGUUUGGGACACCACCACUUGGUCCUCAUAGUGAAGACUACCAUAAAAUCAUGGAAAUGGGUGAUUUAUUAGAUUGGGGUAAUAUUGACCAUUUGGACUUGAGUGAUGAUAAGUUUUCGCUUCGUCAGAAAUCGUUAAAGAAUUUACAAGAUUUUUUCACUCUUGGGCCUAAAAAUAGCGAAUUGAAGUCAGUACCUAUGCAGCAUGCACAAAGUGUUCCACAGAGAAAGUCUAUUUUUGCUAUAGACGACGAGAGUAUGGAUCCAACAGCUGGAUUUCCAAUCCAACCGCCACCAAUUGAGGAAAAUGAACCGGCUCCAGAACAAUUGCAACAACCGGAUCAGCUACAAUCACAGAUACAGACACAGAUGCAGACACAGCCACAGCCACAGCCACAAUCACAAUCACAACCACAGCAGCAGCAUCAACAGCAGCAGCAUCAACAACAGCAGCAUCAACAGCAGCAGCAACCACAGCAACAACCCCAAUUGCAUCAGCUACUGCCGCAAUCUCAACAAGGCUCGAUUUCUUCUGUUGGCAGCAUUGAUCCUCUGCAUUUGAGCAACAACAACAAUGGCAACGUGCCAAGCGUGAGUAAAAGGUCAAGAUCAUCAAUGGAAGCUUCAACCACUCCACAAGCCAACUUACUUGGAAAUGCCAAUAUUGCACCCACUUUCCCUAGCGAAAGUGAUUGGGUUAAGGAUUUGGUUACCCCAGCGUUUGAUUUGAAUUUGAAUUUCAGUGCCAAUACCAGUUUCGAAGAUUUAAAAGGCUACUUCAAUAACCAGAAGCUAAAUGAAAAUACAGUCAAUCUCCCCAAGAAACAAGCACAGGAUUUCAUGCAGCAAUUGCUUAGUGCCAGUGGGCAAGACGCGUCACACCUGAUUGAUUAUUCUAUUGAAUUUCCACCCAAUUUCUUCAAUUUUGAUUCAACUUUGAUUUCAGCUGAGACUAGGGAAAAAAUGAUUUCCAUGAGUCACGUUGAUAGUAAAGAAUUUCCUUCUUUGGAGAGCUUAAAGUACUAUGCGCAAAUGUUUGAAUUUGGGUUCAACAAGUAUUGCUCAUUUAUCCAUUUGCCAUCUUUGAAAAAUGUACGUGGACAAAACUUUGAAACGGUGCCACUUUUAUUGGCAAUCACUGCUAUUGGAUCCUUGUAUGCCUACAAUAACCAUGAUGCGUUGUUAUUGUUCAACAUGUCUAAGUAUCACAUACAAAGCUUUUUUGAGAGAGAAUUGACUGUUGAUAACCUUCAGUUUAAAAAGAUUCCAUUGAUGGCACACCAAUGUCUUGUUUUGCACAUUAUGCUUUCGUUGUUUUUCAAUGAACCGAAUGUAAUUGACAUCACUGCAAGACAAAUCAAGUCAAUGAUUGGAUUGAUCAAAUCAACCAAUUUUAAUGAACCAUUGGAGCAAUCAAUCAUUCCACCACAAGCUGCACCUCACGGAUUAAUGAACAACGAUGAAAUCAAACCGAUUAUUCAGCACAACUAUGACUAUUUCAUUUUAGCGCAAUCGAGAAUUAGAACUUUGCAUACGUUUUACAUCUUGCAAGUGUUUAGAUCUAGUAUCACGGGUGCACCAAUUUUAUUUCCCGCAACAAUGAUGAAGAGCGGAUCUUAUUGCACUAACCGUGAGCUUUGGUGGAGCCCCAAUGCCAGUAGCUGGUAUGACACUGUUUGCAAGACAAACCCUCCAAAUUGGUCUAUUGUUAAGUUGAGCAAUGGCACGACUGUGAAUGAGCUCAUUAGUUAUUUGCAGAACCCAAACCCAAUGAACAGCAUUCCCAAUGCCAACCUUCUCACUAUCUUGUUCAAUAUUCAUGAACAAGUUGGUGCUGACUUGCGAGCUGGUGAUUUCAGUUAUAUGAAUUGGAAUGUUGAAAAAAGACCCAAGUAUCACCAUUUGAUGAACAAUUGGCAGAUUCUUUUUUACAAAAACAAUGGUAAUUUAGACACAUCGUCAUUAAACUGUGAUCAGUUUAGCCAUUCACCCGAUUUGAAACAGAUUAUCCCUCUUUGGUAUAUGUUGAAGAUGAAGUUGGAUAUCAAUCUCGAUGCUACUUUCAGCCACAUUUUCAAAAAGGACUAUGCAUCAAUGAAUAAGGAAUUGGACUUGAUGGAUUACCGUGAAUCGAACUAUAGUGUCUUGAGCAAAUCAUUGGGUUCAGGCUAUAGUAUUUUGGAUUUGUGGAUACAAACUACUGAGACAAAUAGCCUUGAUGUGCGUGAAACUACUGUUCGUACGCCAGUAUUCUUAUUUUGUGGAUUAUUGGCUAGUAUUUUGGUAAUAGCUACCUAUCUUGAUUUCUUGGAACAGCAAUGCAAGAGAAGGGAUAUUUCUAAUCAAGAAUUAAUGGAGUGGCUAAGAUGUCAAGAAACCUUUACCAAGAUGGAAAAAGUUUUAACUCCAGGUGUAAAGUCGGUAUAUUCAGAUGUGUUGACCAAAGAUAUGCAUAAUUUAAGUAUUGUUACUGAUUCACUUCGAAACAAGAUUAUUAAAUUGAGUGAAGAAAGAUCGAAAUGUGAUGAUAAUUUAUCACGCGGAGUUGGUUUGGAUUUGAAUAGAGACCGGGUAAUGAAGUUGAAUCAAGAGAUUAGAGAUUAUGUGAUCAAGAAUAAUUUGUCCAACAGGGCCUUUUAUUUGGGUAUUAGAGUGUUUGCUGAUGCCCCUGUAUGGCCAGCAGCUAUGGGUUUUGCUGAAGCUUUGCAAAUUAGAUCAGCCCAUUUGGCACAACAGCAGAGAAACAUGUUUUAA
This is a messenger RNA of Lodderomyces margitis, 3747 nucleotides long. RefSeq lists its product as uncharacterized. The record is from RefSeq and is a predicted model, not a curated record. The transcript has a single exon. NCBI's taxonomy places the organism in Eukaryota, Fungi, Ascomycota, Pichiomycetes, Serinales, Debaryomycetaceae. The coding region runs from base 1 to 3747 and encodes 1248 amino acids. Gene Ontology annotation, molecular function: DNA-binding transcription factor activity, RNA polymerase II-specific; RNA polymerase II cis-regulatory region sequence-specific DNA binding. Gene Ontology annotation, biological process: regulation of transcription by RNA polymerase II. Gene Ontology annotation, cellular component: chromatin.